Molecule: messenger RNA, 1678 nt
Organism: Hyalella azteca
Lineage: Eukaryota; Metazoa; Arthropoda; Malacostraca; Amphipoda; Hyalellidae
Product: nicotinamide riboside kinase 1-like
Exons: 1
Coding region: 521-1228 (235 amino acids)
Cellular component (GO): cytoplasm
Source: RefSeq, a predicted model, not a curated record
UCAUUCGUGGUCCAUUUUAUCUGUUAUAAUAUGAACGUGACAUAUUAUUCCAUAGUGUCGUAACAGCGUCACUUGCUCAAACUUGUCAUUCAUUCACUGUAGAUCGCUCUCUGCCAGUCUGGCAUUCUUUUCUACCAAAACUGUUCUGAAGUGAUGCAUUCGAAAAUUCCGACUACUCCAAAAUGACGCAUUGAAUCAACAAACAUCCGUAAUUUAUCCUAGCUCUUUCUGGACUUGGACAGGCUUGCAAACUCUUGCGAUGAUUGUUGCCUCUCUCAAGCAUGUUGAUAAACGCUCCUAGAAUUUCAUCUGGGAUCAAAUUUCAAUGAGCAAACAUAUUUUUUUUCAGAAUCUCAUUAUUUUUGGCUGAGAAGAGAGUGCUGAAGAAAUAUUGCUAAGAAAUGAUCGCAUUCGAUGAAAGUUGUAAAGCCAAGCUGAGCUAAACUUGAAACAUCGAUAUUGUGAUGCAAUUUUAGUUCUCAACGAAUUUGUUUCCCGAAAUAUCAAGAAAGAAAUCGGCAUGUCUUCCACACGCGCUUUUUUUGAUUGGUUGGUGGUUUCUGUCACGGGAGUGACUGGAGGUGGCAAAUCUGAACUGUGCACUUACUUGUACAAAAAUUUGCCAAAAACGACCAGACUACUUAGACAAGAUGACUAUUUUUUUCCUGAAAAUUCCCCUAAACAUAUCCCGUGCUCGGAUGGAAUGACGCAUUUCAACUGGGAUGUUGUGACAGCUCUCGACAUGGACAAAAUGUAUGUGGACAUCGAAGAAAUCAUUACGUCGCCACCAGUUCUCAAAGAGAAAGAAAACAUUACGUAUACCAACAUGACUAUAAAAGAUCAAGCAUGUGCUGCAACUUCUGCUUCUGCUGCCCUGAAAACUCCUCAGGUUGAGCCUAACUCACACCUCGCAUUACGGCGACCGGUUCUCAUAUUGGAUGGAUUUUGCAUUUUGGACGACUCGCGUAUACGCAGUCUCUCUGAGUUUGCAAUAUUUUUUGAACUUUCACGAGAGGAAUGUCUCCGACGACGGCUCUUGAGAACUUUUGAUCCUCCUGAUGUCGCGGGAUACUUUGAUGUUUGUGUCUGGCCCAUGUACGAGCUGUACAGAUCGAGGUGCAAACGGCAGUAUAAAAACCAAGUGGAAAUUAUGUUUCUGGCAGGCGAGUCGGAUAUGGACAAAACACACAACUCCAUUUUGAACCAAAUUAUCAGAGCUGCAAGUUGAGUUCCAGUAUAAACGGAAAAUUUAUCUGAUUAGAAAAAGAAGCGUAUAUUUCGUAGACUUAGUAAUUAUUCUUAAUUUUAACUCUUUUCCGGGAUUCGAUUUAAAGUAAGUGGUACUCGGAUUUCUGAUACUCCCCAAGUUUUUAUGUUAAUCUUGAAUGAACCAUGACCAAUUUGUUCCUGCACUGAAGCGAUAUUUACCCUGCCGAUGGAAAGUACGUAGGUUUUUCAUUUCAUGUUACUCGCUCUUUUGUAAUCUCCUCCGCUUGUGUUUUGCAAGAUGCACCUGCGAAUUGUGUGCCUGCAAAGAUUUAGAUUAUACUCAAGAUUCAAAUUUUCUUCUUGGUUUGAGUAACCACAUUUUCUCACGAAAAAUUGUUAAUAUGUUUAUUUUUAUACUCCAGUGUUUUAUAUAAUAACAGUAAAAUUCUAUGAUGCUCUGUGCCACUCA